This is a messenger RNA of Hyaena hyaena (striped hyena), 2761 nucleotides long. It is a transcript of the gene SEL1L, whose product is annotated as SEL1L adaptor subunit of ERAD E3 ubiquitin ligase. The transcript has 21 exons. NCBI's taxonomy places the organism in Eukaryota, Metazoa, Chordata, Mammalia, Carnivora, Hyaenidae. The coding region runs from base 99 to 2483 and encodes 794 amino acids. The record is from RefSeq and is a predicted model, not a curated record. Gene Ontology annotation, molecular function: protein binding. Gene Ontology annotation, cellular component: endoplasmic reticulum membrane. Gene Ontology annotation, biological process: ERAD pathway.
GCCGGAAGAGCAGCGGCGAGGCGGUGGCGGUGGCUGAGUCGGUGGUGGCAGAGGUGAAAGCGACAGCUCCAGAGGGUGGCAGCGGCCGCGAGAGCAGGAUGCGAGUCCGGGUUGGGCUGCUGCUGCUGCUCUGUGCGGUGCUGCUGGGCUCGGCCUCGGCGUCCUCGGAUGAAGAGGGCAGUCAGGAUGAAUCCUUAGAUUCCAAGACCCCUUUGCCAUCAGAUGAGUCGGUAAAGGACCACAGCACAGCAGGCAGAGUAGUCGCCGGUCAGAUAUUUCUUGAUUCAGAAGAAUCAGAAUUAGAAUCACCUAUUCAAGAAGAGGAAGACAGCCUCAGGAGCCAAGAAGGGGAAAGGGUCACAGAAGAAACCACCUUUCUAGAAUCUCCGAAUCCAGAAAACAAGGACUACGAAGAAUCAACAAAUGUACGGAAACAAGCUCUGACUGCCAUCGAAGGCACAGCACAUGGGGAGCCCUGCCACUUCCCUUUCCUGUUCCUGGAUAAGGAAUACGAUGAGUGUACAUCAGAUGGGAGGGAGGAUGGCAGAUUAUGGUGCGCUACAACCUAUGACUACAAGGCAGAUGAAAAGUGGGGCUUUUGUGAAACUGAAGAAGAGGCUGCUAAAAGACGGCAAAUGCAGGAAGCAGAAAUGAUGUACCAGACUGGGAUGAAAAUCCUCAAUGGAAGCAAUAAGAAAAGCCAAAAACGAGAAGCAUAUCGGUAUCUUCAAAAGGCAGCAGGCAUGAACCAUACCAAGGCCCUGGAGAGAGUGUCAUAUGCUCUUUUGUUUGGCGAUUACCUGACCCAGAAUAUCCAGGCAGCUAAAGAGAUGUUUGAGAAACUGACCGAGGAAGGCUCUCCUAAGGGACAGACUGCUCUUGGCUUUCUCUAUGCCUCUGGACUUGGUGUCAAUUCAAGUCAGGCAAAGGCCCUAGUGUAUUACACUUUUGGAGCACUCGGGGGUAACCUGAUAGCACACAUGGUUUUGGGUUACCGGUACUGGGCCGGCAUCGGAGUCCUCCAGAGCUGUGAAUCGGCCCUGACUCACUAUCGUCUUGUUGCCAAUCAUGUUGCUAGUGACAUCUCCCUGACAGGAGGCUCAGUAGUACAGAGAAUACGGCUGCCUGACGAGGUGGAAAAUCCAGGAAUGAACAGUGGAAUGCUGGAAGAAGAUCUGAUUCAGUAUUACCAGUUCCUAGCUGAAAAAGGUGAUGUACAAGCACAGGUUGGUCUGGGACAACUGCAUCUGCACGGAGGCCGUGGAGUAGAACAAAAUCAUCAGAGAGCAUUUGACUACUUCAAUUUAGCAGCCAAUGCUGGCAAUUCACACGCUAUGGCCUUCUUGGGAAAGAUGUAUUCAGAGGGAAGUGAUAUUGUCCCACAGAGUAAUGAGACAGCUCUUCACUACUUUAAGAAAGCUGCUGACAUGGGCAACCCCGUGGGGCAGAGUGGACUCGGAAUGGCCUACCUCUACGGGCGAGGCGUUCAAGUUAAUUAUGAUCUGGCACUAAAGUAUUUCCAGAAGGCUGCUGAACAAGGCUGGGUGGACGGGCAGCUGCAGCUUGGCUCUAUGUACUACAAUGGCAUUGGCGUCAAGAGGGAUUAUAAGCAGGCCUUGAAGUAUUUUAAUUUAGCUUCUCAGGGAGGCCACAUCUUGGCUUUCUACAACCUCGCGCAGAUGCAUGCCAGCGGCACAGGCGUGAUGCGGUCGUGCCACACUGCGGUGGAGUUAUUUAAGAAUGUGUGUGAACGAGGUCGUUGGUCCGAGAGGCUAAUGACUGCCUAUAACAGCUACAAAGACGGCGACUACAACGCCGCAGUGAUCCAGUACCUCCUGCUGGCCGAACAGGGCUAUGAAGUGGCGCAGAGCAAUGCAGCCUUCAUUCUCGAUCAGAGAGAAGCGACCAUUGUAGGCGAGAAUGAAACUUACCCCAGAGCUUUGCUGCACUGGAACAGGGCUGCCUCCCAAGGCUAUACAGUGGCUAGAAUUAAGCUCGGAGACUACCACUUCUAUGGGUUUGGCACCGACGUGGACUACGAGACCGCGUUCAUUCAUUACCGCCUGGCCUCCGAGCAGCAGCACAGCGCACAGGCUAUGUUUAACCUGGGGUACAUGCACGAGAAAGGACUGGGCAUCAAACAGGAUAUUCACCUUGCAAAACGCUUUUAUGACAUGGCGGCCGAAGCCAGCCCAGACGCGCAGGUACCGGUCUUCCUAGCACUGUGCAAGCUGGCUGUGGUGUAUUUCUUGCAGUACAUCCGGGAGACAAAUAUUCGAGAUCUGUUCACCCAGCUUGACAUGGACCAGCUUUUGGGACCUGAGUGGGACCUUUACCUCAUGACCAUCAUCGCGUUGCUGCUGGGAACAGUCAUAGCUUACAGGCAGAGGCAGCACCAGGACAUGCCUCUGCCCCGGCCCCCAGGGCCACGGCCGGGGCCACCACAGCAGGAGGGGCCGCCUGAGCAGCAGCCACCACAGUAACAGCCACCGUGUCCAGCCUUGACCAGUAACAACCUAGGAAAUCGUUUGCUGCGAACACUUGCAUUGGAUUUAGGACUUGGGCUCGGUGGUCACCUCCUAGAAGAGGCACAAGGAAACCUUGAAUUCCUAAAGCUGCUUAGAAUCUGAUGCCUUUAUUUUCAGGGAUAAGUAACUCUUACCUAAACUGAGUUGAAGGUUUGUUUCAGUGCCGUAUGGAAUAACAGCUCUCAGUGGCUUUCCCCCUCUCCACCCCCCCCCCCCCCCCCCUUUUUUUUUUU